CGUCCGCCAUGACAGAUCAGACCUACUGUGACCGCCUGGUGCAGGACACACCUUUCCUGAUGGUCCAAGGGCGCCUGAGUGAGCAGCAGGUGGACAGGAUUAUCCUUCAGCUGAAUCGCUACUACCCACAGAUCCUCACCAAUAAGGAGACCCAAAAGUUUCGAAACCCCAAGGUGUCCCUGCGCCUACGACUCUGUGACCUCCUGAGCCACCUGCAGCGGAGCGGUGAGCGGGACUGCCAGGAGUUCUACCGAGCCCUGCACAUCCACGCCCAGCCCCUGCACAGCUGCCUGCCCAGACGCCACACGCUGCAAAACUCAGAUUGCACAGAGUUCGACUGGGGCGGCAAGAGCCACGAGCUGAGUGACCAGGGACCCAUGAGCUUCCUGGCGGGCCUCGGCUUGGCCGCUGGACUGGCCCUCCUCCUCUACUGCUGUCCUCCAGACCCCAAAGUGCUGAUAGGGGCCCGGCGUAUCCUUGGCAUCUCACCUGUCAUCAUCGAUAGGCAUGUCAGCCGCUAA
This is a messenger RNA of Sciurus carolinensis (gray squirrel), 521 nucleotides long. Its product is annotated as caspase recruitment domain-containing protein 19-like. The record is from RefSeq and is a predicted model, not a curated record. The coding region runs from base 9 to 521 and encodes 170 amino acids. Lineage: Eukaryota; Metazoa; Chordata; Mammalia; Rodentia; Sciuridae. Gene Ontology annotation, cellular component: mitochondrion. The transcript has a single exon.